Molecule: messenger RNA, 174 nt
Organism: Culex quinquefasciatus (southern house mosquito)
Lineage: Eukaryota; Metazoa; Arthropoda; Insecta; Diptera; Culicidae
Product: protein stu1-like
Exons: 3
Coding region: 1-174 (57 amino acids)
Source: RefSeq, a predicted model, not a curated record
AUGAAAAGAGAGUUGAAGAGAGAGUUGAAGAGAGAGUUGAAGAGAGAGUUGAAGAGAGAGUUGAAGAGAGAAGAGUUGAGAGAGAGAGUUAAAGAGAGAGUUGAAGAGAGAGUUGAAGAGAGAGUUGAAGAGAGAGUUGAAGAGAGAGUUGAAGAGAGAGUUGAAGAGAGUUGA